Symbiodinium necroappetens is the source of this 381-nucleotide messenger RNA. The record is from the annotation of a GenBank genome assembly. NCBI's taxonomy places the organism in Eukaryota, Dinophyceae, Suessiales, Symbiodiniaceae.
AUGCUCCCCAGGGACCAGAAGCACAGCAAGGGUUUCAGCCUGAGGUGCUUCGGCGGCGGCUCCAGGGGCAUCGAGGCUGCGGCCGGGCUUCUCGCCUUCCUCGGCCGCUGCCCCGAGCUGCAGGUCCUGAGCCUGGGGCGGUGCGACCAGAUCCCGGCUGCGGCAUGGCAGCAGCUCGAGGGCGCCCAGUGGCCGAAGCUCACGAAGGUGGACUUCGGGCGGUGCCUCGGCUUUUGGGCGCCUGUUGGAGUGUGUGUGGUCUGGUCGAGAUCGUUGUUGGGGUGCGAUGGGGAUGUGGGAGUGGACGAGGUGGCAGGCACCCAGCCGUUUCACAGGAGCGGUCUAACAAAUUGUCGUUGUGUGCUUAGCUCAGAGCCGUGA